Brienomyrus brachyistius is the source of this 4800-nucleotide messenger RNA. Its product is annotated as discoidin domain-containing receptor 2-like. Gene Ontology annotation, biological process: cell surface receptor protein tyrosine kinase signaling pathway; positive regulation of kinase activity; protein phosphorylation. The transcript is spliced from 17 exons. NCBI's taxonomy places the organism in Eukaryota, Metazoa, Chordata, Actinopteri, Osteoglossiformes, Mormyridae. The record is from RefSeq and is a predicted model, not a curated record. Gene Ontology annotation, molecular function: collagen binding; protein tyrosine kinase collagen receptor activity; ATP binding. Gene Ontology annotation, cellular component: signaling receptor complex; membrane. Bases 187 to 2865 code for a protein of 892 amino acids.
AGCUCGAAAAUUAGCCUUGAUGCUGUCCACCAGUACUGAGUAUGGGGGGGGGGGCAAAGUGGCCCCCUCUGAGUAGAGAACUCAAUUAGAACCAGCUCAUCGCCUCACACUGGGCCAACCGGACACUCAGGGGAUGGAAAAGCAGAUUCAUUUCGCAAGGCAACGGGAUAUUCUACAGCUGCAGCGAUGAAGAUUCUCUCUCGCUCUGAAGUUCUUCGAAAGAUGGAUCUUGUUCUGCUGAUGCUGGUCUGCCUGCUAGGAGAAGUGAGGUCACAAGUGAACCCAGGUGUGUGCCGCUAUCCAUUAGGCAUGACAGGUGGACAGAUUGAGGACGAAGAUAUCUCCGCCUCCAGUCAGUGGUCCGAUUCCACUGCGGCUAGAUACGGCAGGCUGGACUUUGAGGACGGGGACGGCGCCUGGUGCCCGGAUAUGACCGUGGAACCGGACAGUCCCAAGGAGUACUUGCAGAUCGACCUGCGCUCGCUGCACUUCAUCACCCUGGUCGGCACGCAGGGCCGCCAUGCCGGCGGCAUCGGCAAGGAGUUCGCCCAGAUGUACAAGAUCACGUACAGCCGGGACGGCAAUCGCUGGGUCUCCUGGCGCAGCCGGCAUGGACAGCAGAUAAUCGAGGGCAAUAAGAAUGCCUAUGACGUGGUGCUGAAGGACCUGGAGCCGCCCAUCAUCGCCCGCUACGUGCGCUUCAUGCCGGUCACCGACCACUCCAUGAAUGUGUGCAUGCGGGUGGAGCUGUACGGCUGUGAAUGGCUGGAUGGCCUGGUGUCCUACAGCGCCCCUACUGGUGAACUGAUGAUCUACCGCAGCCAGAACAUUCCGCUGAAUGACACUGUUUACGAUGGCUCGUUGAGCUACAGCUCCAUGAGCGAAGGCUUGGGCCAGCUGACAGAUGGCACGUGCGGCCUGGAUGACUUCACCCACAGCCACAUCUACAGCGUCUGGCCCGGCUACGACUACGUGGGCUGGAACAAUGAGAGCUUCCCAGGAAACUAUGUGGAGAUCGUCUUCCAAUUUGAUCGCAUUCGCAACUUCACGACUAUGAAGGUCCACUGCAACAACAUGUUUACGAAGAAUGUGAAGACAUUCAGGCAGGUGACGUGCUACUUCCGAUCCACAUCCGAAUGGGAGUCAACGCCCGUCACUUUCAGCCCCGUGGUGGACGAUGUCAACCCCAGUGCGCGCUUCGUCAGUGUCGCCCUCGACAACCACAUGGCCAGCACCAUCAAGUGUCAGUACUACUUUGCUGAUGCCUGGAUGAUGUUCAGCGAGAUCACCUUCCAGUCAGAUACUGCGGUGUAUAACACAACACUUCUUCCACGCAAAUCCAGCGCCCCACCCAGCACUCAGCCAGGAGACGACCCCACGCACAAAGUGGAUGACAGCAAUACUAGAAUUCUGAUUGGCUGCUUGGUUGCUAUCAUAUUCAUCCUGGUGGCCAUUAUCGUGAUUAUACUGUGGCGGCAAGUCUGGCAGAAGAUGCUGGAAAAGGCCUCCCGGCGGAUGCUGGAUGAUGAACUGACAGCCAGUCUGUCCAUCAGAAGUGACACGUUCACUUACAGCAACAACAACCACUCAUCGGUGCCCAGUGAGCAAGAGUCCAACUCUACUUACGAGAGGAUCUUCCCUCUGGGGCCCGAUUACCAGGAGCCCUCACAGCUCAUCCGCAAGAUGCCUGAGAUUCCCCAGUCCAUGGAGGAAGCCGCAGGAAUAAGUGUGCCGUCAAAGUCGUCUCAGGCCAGCGCUCAGGAAGGUGUCCCUCACUACGCUGAAGCAGAUAUCGUGAACCUCCAGGGAGUCACCGGCAGCAACACGUACUCCGUACCUGCCCUCACCAUGGAUCUUCUCUCCGGGAAAGACCUGGCUGUAGAGGAGUUCCCCCGAAAACAGCUCACCUUCAAAGAGAAGCUUGGAGAGGGACAGUUUGGGGAGGUGCACCUGUGUGAAGCAGAUGGCAUGCAGGAGUUCAUGUGCAAAGACUCCUGUUUUGACUUCAGCGACGAUCAGCCCGUCCUCGUGGCCGUGAAGAUGCUGCGCGAAGAUGCAAACAAGAAUGCGAGGACUGAUUUCCUAAAAGAGAUCAAGAUCAUGUCUCGGCUAAAGGACCCCAACAUCAUCCGUCUGCUGGGCGUGUGUGUCCAUAGUGACCCUCUCUGCAUGAUCACAGAGUACAUGGAGAACGGCGACCUCAACCAGUUCCUCUCCCGGCAUGAACCCGAGAGCCCCCUGGCUCCGCUCAGUGACACUGCGUCCCUCAGCUAUGGCAGCCUUCUGUACAUGGCCACCCAAAUCGCUUCGGGCAUGAAGUACCUGUCCUCCCUCAAGUUUGUGCACCGAGACCUGGCCACACGCAACUGCCUGGUGGGGAACAGCUACACCAUCAAGAUCGCCGACUUCGGCAUGAGCCGAAACCUGUACAGCGGGGACUACUACCGUAUCCAGGGCCGUGCCGUGCUGCCCAUCCGCUGGAUGGCCUGGGAGAGCAUCCUGCUGGGCAAGUUCACGACAGCCAGUGACGUGUGGGCCUUCGGCGUGACCCUGUGGGAGAUGCUCACCUUCUGCAGGGAGCAGCCGUACUCACAGCUCACUGAUGAGCAGGUCAUCGAAAACACCGGAGAGUUUUUCCGGGACCAGCAACGACAGAUCUACCUUCCCCAGCCUGCCAUGUGCCCAGACACCAUCUACAAGCUCAUGUUGAGCUGCUGGAGGAGGAACACGAAGGAGAGGCCCGGCUUCCAGGAGAUCCACCAGGUCCUCCUGGAGGGCCAGGAAAUGAGACAAGAAGGGGCACAAGAGCAAGGCCAGGAUUGGGGACUUGGCAGUGCGUGUCUGCUGGACUCUCACACUCUCUGAUGCAAACAGCAAUUCUGCAGGGCGAGAUGGCACUCAGCAACACGUUCUCCACGUAGGAGCAAUGUGACUGCCGUGUAAAUAAUGUUUAUUACACUUUUUAUUAGUCUCUUUGUACACACAAGUAGGUUCCAGAAGAGUCUGAGAAAUUUCUGAAUGAAAACGUAGCAAUGGAUUAUCAGGACCUUAAUAGCAAACCAUCUCUUUAAUUUAUCGUUGUUGUUAUUUCAAAAGAAUUAUGACGGACAACAACUGCAACACAACUCAUAACAAUUUCCGACUCUUUUUUAAAUUUUUUUUUAUUGUAGACCAGAAAAUGUUAAAGAAAAAACAAGAACAUUUUAUUCAACCGUUCGUCUUGUAGAUAAGAAAUUCGUUAUCAGAGAGAAAAUGGCAGCCGUUUUUAUGCAAGACCAUUGAAAUCAAGAACUUCAUUGCAUCUGUCUUAUUAGUCUUUGACAACCUUUACUGAAGUAAUAUGUAGAUCUUGUUAUAUAUGUAUGUUAUAUAUUUAAAUCCAUUGUUAAUUAUUUGUUUAAUAUACUUUUAAUUUAGUUUCUGCCAAAUACUCUUAAAUGAUAUUUUGUAGUUUCAUCUUCAUAGCGUGGAUAUUGUUUUAUUUAUACAUAUAUAAAUAAGCAUAAUGAAGUAGCUUUAGGUAAAUUUUGUAACAACUAGCAAGUUUACUAAAAUGUUAAAGCGAUGUUUAAAAAAUAAUGAUCGCUUAUCACCAAAGGCAAAAUCUGAUAAAGAAGUAGAUUAUUAUGUAUUUAUUUCUUCUGAUCUUGAAAUUUUUUUUGUCGUUAGACGAUUUCUGAAAUUGCUGCUAGAGCGGUGGCUUGUAACCCCUGUCUUUGGGAGGCAGCGUUGGGUUCAGGCUUCAGCUUGUAGCAACGUGCUAGCAGUUUAAGCACGGAGAGUGAAGAGUCUCAGGCCUUGUGUAUUCAGCUGAGUGCAGUCAGACCCGCAUGUGCUUCAACCCAUCUUAGCACCUGCUCUUCUAGAGUAAUAUAAACUAGAACUGGACAGUAAAGUUGCACUACUACGGUUCCAGCCGUUGAGGGCUACAGCCCCGUGAAUUUUUACAAUUAGCUUUUGAAAUGCUCUUUAUCGUUAAAUGAACCAAAUCGCACAUCAGAGUUGGGCCCUCAACGAUCGGAAUAGCCUAGUCCUGCACUAGAUUUAAAAAAUAAAAUGUCACAUUUUAUCUGCCGAAUCAGUUAAUAUUAUAUAAUAUAUUAUGUUGAAGAAAGUGGCAAGAAUAUAGCAGUCAAAGAUUCUAAGGUUGCACAGAAAAAUCAACUAAUUCAGCACAACAGAAAACGUGCUACAGCUAACAAGUAGAGAAAGAUGCUUUAAUAAAUGCAUUAUGAGUUGUUUUUUCUUUUUAGACAUUACCUUCACCUUUGUGCUAUCUAUUCCAUCUCCUCACCACAUCUUUAGGGUGGUGAUGCUUAGAAAAAUAUCUGUCGAUCGUGGCGGCCUAUGCUAAUCAUUCAACCUUUUAUGUUCAGUAGUUAGACUUUUUUAGACCAAAGCUGGUACAAAGCAUGUGAGGUCAUUGCAUACCGGGAUGCUCGGUAUGAAUGUUGGCACGUUGUCCGUGGUUGGGAGUUUGUAACAAACACUGGUUUGCUACCGGGAAUCACUCCUGACGUCCCCAUCGGAAUGUCAGACACAGGGAAUAAAGGUGAAAUGCCUUUUGUGGUAUUUAAGACUUCAGGAUGGAACCAGCUUUAUGAGACUAGUUUAUUGGACUAAAAUGUGCUUCCUGGAUUUAUACUGAAAGUGUAAUUGUGCAGAAGUUUUUAUGGGCAAUGGCUUCUGGUAGGUUAGAAGUUAAGAAAAUGGAUUCGUGAUCGAAAGGUUAAAGCACGGUGUGGAGAAAGUGUACGCUUAUGCAUUACUUGCUUCAAUAAAUUUUUCAGCCCAUCGAAA